This is a messenger RNA of Echinostoma caproni, 213 nucleotides long. The record is from the annotation of a GenBank genome assembly. Lineage: Eukaryota; Metazoa; Platyhelminthes; Trematoda; Plagiorchiida; Echinostomatidae.
AUGCACAUUGUUCCGUCAGAGGAGCACGAAAGUGGCAAAGACAGUCAAAACACAAUCGGACGUGUAGACCAUCACAGUUUAGGUCGAAUUGGUCUGAUCGCGUUCGUUUUGGCUGUGGACAGGAUUCUGUCUCUCUCGCCCGCUCUGACCAAUUGUAAGGUGCCCGUUAUAGAUGGUGUCCAGUGCGUGGACGAGGAUGACAGUGCCUAUUGA